GUGGUGGUCGGCACGCGGAGUGCGCGGCGACGGACCACGUAGUAGGAGGCUGCCGCGAUUCAAUUUCAGUCGAAGCGCGUCAGGCAGACUGAACGAGCGGGCGGCCGAUCGUCGGCGAGAAUCAGUCGGCUGCUCUCCUUUCCGCGCUUCGAUUUUUGAGUCCUCGGUAAGAAGCAGAACGGAGAGAAACGGACAGGUAAAGAAAGAGAGAGAGAGAGAAAGAGUGAGAGACAGAGUGAGUGGAGAAGAGAAUUGGCGCCUUCGUGCGCGCGCACUCAGUCUAAAGUCGUGCAGUGCUUUCGCGUCGCAGGUGUAGUACACACACACACACACACGUAGUAGGCAAGCGCGGCGUACACACACAAGCCUCGUGGCGCCCUUCACGCGCUUCGUCCUCUCCCCACCAGCGCGCGCUGUAGGGUAAGCACGUUCGCGCGUGUGAGUGUGUCUCCAGCAUCCAGUCGGUGUUUACGUCGCGCGCUGACGUCGUACCGUUGCUAGAUCGUACUGCCCGGCCGAUUUGGCGAAAUUUUUUUCGCCCGGAGGCUGUUAUUCGCGUCUGUUAUCCUGAGACUAAUCGUCGCGGAAACGGUGCAGUGAUUCUCGGCAAGUGAAGAGACACUCGAGUCGUCGUAUCGACUCGGUGAUUUUCGGUGAGCUCGAUGUGCCGAUUAUGCAAAACUUCAGACUGAUGCGGCCGGCAAGUGAUAUAAAUGGCGGUUAUUGUGGAACGUUACGAUGGCUCGUGUGAACGAGAAAGUGGUGAAUAACGUCGCGAGGGACAGUAAAUUCGCGAUCUCGUCACGAAAUCUCGCUGCCCGGCAUGGAUUUUCGCUCGGUUUGUGCGAUCACGGUUACGUGACAGCCAGAACGACAUUGACGACGACGACAACGAAGGAACAACGACUCAAGUCGCCAUUAACCGUAGUUGUUAAUGAAAAGGAGAUUCGUCUACGGCGCUGGCGACAACGAGAAUGGAAUUCGGGGGCUACAAGGGCACCGGCUCCCGCGUCAGGGCGCGCCGACGUGCAGAAUUGGGCAGACGGCUCACCAGGAGGCUGUCCAUCGUCGCGAAAAUGCCGGCUGCGAUCCUCAGCAGAGCGAACCCGCCGGAGCCGAGACCAGUCGAGAUCACGGCGAUCGCACCUGACAAGACGCAGCUUACGUUAUCAGCUUCGUCGCCCGGCGCUAUCUCUUCCGUGGUCGCCCCGGUAUUGCUGAAGUUUCGUGUAUGCAGGCCGCGACUGCUGCUCGCCGGCUCAAGGGCCGAGGUCGACCCCGCGGCCGAUGUGGCCCUCCUGCACGGUGAGGUUCUGCUCAUCGAGGACUCCGCGAGGCAGUACGACGCAACAGGAGAUACGGAUCGCAGGUACCGGGCCACGGAGAAGCUGUUGCAUGCGGAGGAGGAGUACCACGAGAUAUUAUGCAGCGCCAAAGAAUUGUACGCACGUCCAUUGGCACGGAGAUACCCCGAAUUCCACGACGUCAUUUUCCAGCCUCUCGCGGAUCUAUCGAGAGUCAGCGCAGAGCACUGCCAGAGGAUCCGCGGGGCGCUCGAGAAUUGGGACGGCGGUGCCUUCAAGCCGAGUGACUUAUUCCCUGGCACGUUUUGGAGCUCUUACUGGGAAUACCUGGAGAGAUACAGCGAGGCGAGGAGGACUCUGGACGAGCUGAGAGCGUAUGAGGACCCCCUACUGGACUUUCUCAGACUCAGGCAGGCUGCAGCCAGGCACUCGCCUUCGUCUUUGCUUCUUCUACCGGUCCAGAGGCUCGCCGAUUACGAAAGGUUCCUGGGGCAGGAAGCGAGGAACCUGCUCGAGAACGACUUCGUCAGUAGCGGCGAGGUUCUCCAACGGGGACAGCUCGAGGGCGACCUCCAUCGCAUCCAAGAGCUAUUCCCUGGUGACAACCUGCGAUUACACGAGCGAGAUGUCCAAACAACGAAGAUGAAGAAUUUGAAUUUGCGCAAGAGGAACGGCGGCAAUCCCGGAAAAUUAACGAGAGUGUUAUCUCAGAAGUCCUUAAAUUCUUCGAUACUCUUUGCGAACAACAGUCCACCUGUGAAGUCGCCGUCGAGAACCUUUCUCUUGGAAACACCGGUUCAGUUCACCACGGGCAUGCAGUCUCAAGAGAGGCAUCUCUUCCUCUUCACCGAUCUCCUGCUGAUCGCGAAGUCGCGAAGUGGCGGGAACUUCAAGCUGAAGCAGACCGUUCGAAUGAGCGAGCUCUGGCUCACAGCGGGUCAUAUAGAGGAUGUGGCGGAGACCAGCAAGUCUUCGGAGACCAGCUUCGUCCUCGGAUGGCCCACCACGAAUGUCGUGGCGACUUUCAUGACUGCAGCGGCGCGGGAUCUCUGGUGGGGACGUCUCACCGAGCUCGUGCGAGAGGAAAGCAUGAAGGAGCCGCCACACACGAGCAUCCGAGUCCUAUACCACGACAGCGACACGAACACGGAACACUACAAGUCGAUCAUGGUGGGUUCCGAGAUGACUGCGGCAGCUUGCCUGAAUCUGGCGAUGCCGUUGUUGGAUCUUCAAGGGCACUUCCAGCUGUGGGCCAAGACCGCCGCGGACGAGGCGCCGUAUCCACUGAUAGGCCACGAGCGGCCGUUCGCCGUCAAGAUGUCGAGCCUACGACAUAUUCUGUCGGCAGAGGAGGGCUUCGACCUGGAGCACUGCAACAAAAGUGUCCACAACACCUGUCACUUCAUCCUCAGGCCAGUAAUGAAGUCGCCCGUGAAGAAGAACAACCGGUCUAAGAUAACCGACCUGUUGCGACGGUCCCUGUCGCUGAAUCCGAGCCUCUUCGGCGUGAAUCUGUCCAAGUUGGACGACAACGGUCUGCCUAAGCCAGUGUUGGUGAUGCUGCAGCAGUUGUUCGCAAAAGGCCCGUUCACACAAGGUAUCUUCCGCAAGUCUGCGAACGUUCGAAUUGUCAGAGAGUUACGGGAUCAGUUAGAGUCCACUGGUGAUCCCAACUGUCUCGAGAAUGCGCCGAUCAUAGCGGUGGCGGCCUUGCUGAAGGAUUUCUUGAGAUCUUUGCCGGAUCCCCUUCUGACGUCCCACCUAUUUCCUCUUUGGAUGGAGAGCUUGGAAACGCAGCAUCCUGUGCAAACUAUGAAGAAUAUUCUUGACAAACUGCCGAAGGCGAACCACACGUUACUCUCGCAUUUGAUCUGCGUGCUGCAUCAUGUGGCGAGGCGAUCGAAGCGUAAUCUCAUGUGCGCUAGUAAUCUCGGCGUCUGCUGUGGUCCGAGUCUACUUUGGUCGCCGAAUCCAUCGGUGAAUCAGAGCAGGGCGAUCCCGACAAUCACGGAGAUGCUUAUCCGUCAUUGCGAGGAUCUGUUUGGUGCCGGCGUCACGCAGCUACUCGGAGAAGAACGCAGUGACAGCGGAGCCGAAGAAAGCACUGAUAGUCUUCACUCAGGCGGACUUUCCUUGGACAGCCUCGACCUGACGGAGCACCCGCGCAGAGAUCCUAUGACGCUCUCGAGAGAUUCCGGCUUGACAUUGUCGGAUUGCCAGCUGUUCCUCCCGGAAUCGCCGGUAGGCUCGGAGGAUUCGGCAGUGAAUGCGCCAUCAUCGGCUUUCGACAAGCCCCUCGCGAAAGAGGAGAAGUCCAACAACAAAACCUACACUCGGGUUUACGCUGGAUGGGACGAACGGAUAAACGGCUACGCGUCUGGUGGCCAUCAUUCGAGUAGCAUAGAACACAAUUUCAGGGAGGAGAAGACCGCUGGUGGCGUGUGUCCGAAUCCUAACUUUCAAAGACAGGACUGGUUGCGGGCUCAACUGAAAAGAACGCCCAGGACGAAACUGGACGAGCAUGAGCACAGGAAGGACAGAUUCGACGACAAGGACCUGUACGGCCAAGAGUAUCUCAGACAGGACUCAAUGAAGGAGAACGUGGAAAACUGCAAGGAUCUUUAUCGAAGCCCGCAGCAGCAGGACAUCCACGGGGAGCGGACUAAGAGAUGCCCGAUCCACAACUCCAAGCAAGAUCUGUCGGGCGACACGUCGCCUCUGUGCAACGUGCCCCGUUAUGAAUUUAAAAAGAAGGAACGUUUCGGCGAGUUCAAAAAGAAGAUUAAGUCCGAGGACAAGUACACAAGCACCGGGGACUUGUCGCAGAAUGGCAAUUACCGUUCCAGCAGUAGUGAGUUCUACAAAAAACCGAAGAACGAGCUAUACGCAAAGAAGGAGUCGGCGACAACGCGCGGCGCCGCCAGCGAGCGUUACAACGAAUCCGACGACAACAACGCGUACGCCACGAUCAAUAGGGAUCGAACGGGCGAUCUGUACGGAUCCAGCGAGCGAAUCGACACGUGGCCUUUCGUGAUGGCCGAGCCGAUCGAUUUAUCGCUCUACGAGCCCAGUGAGGACGAGGAGGAGGAGGAGGAGGAGAGAACGUGGCCGGAGACGCCACCGCCAUUGCCGCCGCGACUCAGACAUCUGCCACCGGUGCACAUGAACUUGGAGGACCGGCACAAAGUGGCGGGCAGGUCCAGGUCUUUGCCUCCGCCACCACCGUACCGUCCGCCGCCGCAACCUCGUGCACCCAUCACCACGAGGCAUCUGGGUCACGGGAGAUCCGUCGUCGACGACGAGAGCUACGUCUGAGAGGCGGACGUGUUCACGUUGGCGAACGACGAGAGGCCGUGUCUGAGUCGUGGUGGACUGCCACAACACGACGAUCGAACCUAGUCCAAACGCACAUGUAGUAUCGAAAGCGGGAGAGAACGUAGAAGAGACCGUCGAUAGCGUCACACGUCGGCAUUUUUUUCUUUUAUAAAGAGCGAGGAGUACUUAUCGUCCUUCCGAUCAAACUUAGAAAUAGCGAUUAAAAAUGCGUAAGGACGAGCGAAUACACGCCAGAUGAGGUUGCGUUCGCCGUUCGCUCGCGACCACCGACAAUAAAUCGAUCUUGGCCCGUGUUCUCCCGUUAGCAUUCUCCAUUUUUCUCGUAUUCCUGACGCCAAAGCGUGGCAAUUCGAUUUCCAUCUCACGUUUACUUGGAACGUGUACUUUUUUCUCGUGUAUAUAUAUAUAUAUAUAUAUAUAUAUAUAUAUAUAUAUAUAUAUAUAUAUAUAUAUACAUAUACAUAAUGAGUUAUAUAAUAAAAAGUCCAAUUUAAAUGGUCACGUUUCGGAUUAAACGUGUCGCUGAAUCGAGAACAUGGGCCUCCGACUGUUAUUCAGUGAUUCAGGGUGCUUCCACAAAAGCGUUUAUUCGUAAUGUCACAAUAGACAUUAUACAUAUACAUAAGGUAGUUACUAUUAAGGAAGCGUAGAUAUAGUAACGUGGACAAGCUAGCGCCGGGAUAAUUUUGAUCAAAAGUAAUCAAUUGUUUUCUUACGUUAAACAACAUUCAUAAAAAUGUAAUCUUCGAGGCACAUGCACAUGUAUACAUAUCGAUAUGUAUUUUUCUGUGCGGAAAUGUGAUUUCCGCUACUGCUUAUCAACAGCCGCGCGUUAAUAAGCGUGAGGAAUCGAGAUAUAAAUAUAUCAUUCUGUAUCGUGUUUUAUAGCGCAUUAACCAGCGUAGAAAACUUUUUAUUCUUGUAAAAUCUUUUUAUCGGAUACAUUCUCUCGAUCGAGCAGAGAUCUUUUUGCCGACACUGUCGGUAUGACAGUGUUUAUGUCUGUAAUAUAUUUUUAAGUUAAUGUGAAGCGAUCGAAUUUGUAUCGCGCACGGGAACACAUGAAGUUUCAAAGAAUCUCGCGACACUAUCUCUCACUCAUCUCGUUCAUUUUUAAUUAGUAUACAAUUUGAAAUUGACUUUAAGUUCGUUCUUUUCGGGAUUUUACCUUCUUCUUUUUUACACCCCGAUCCUGUGAGAGAUGUCCGUACAUUUAUUUUAGUAAAUCUCUUAUUGAUAGAAUUAUCAUUUUUUGAAACGUUUUUUAUCGCGUUAAAAAGGAUAUAAAAAGAUUUCUUCUCUAGAGAACUCUUGUAGCGCUGAUAUUGAGCGAAAAAACGACACGAAACGAAAUCCCCCACGCGUAACGAACAAUAAUAAUGUUAUCUUUUGACAAUUGUGUUAAUAUGAUUUAUAAACGUAGAAUGUAUAUACUGUAGAGAGAAACGCGCGGACGCAAGUAACUUCUUAAUAGAUAGGAUUUGAAAAACGUUGAGAUGUUACAUCGACUAGCCUUCUUAUUCUCUGUAUAUAUUUUUAUUAAACUAUAAACUGUAAUCUUUUAUAUUCGCUAUACACAGACCGGCAUUAGUGCCACCCCACUCCCUAGCUCUAAAGUUGCUGAAAAAAGUGUCUAGUUGAGUACAUCGUGUUUGGAUGUGAUAGCACGUCCGACUAGACACUCUCGAUUAGACUCUAUGGUGACCAUAGAGUUAAGGAAUGUAACGAUAUUAAAAUCGGUAUGUGUACACUCUUAUAAUACACGUUAUGUAACACCUACAAGAUAUGUAUACUUAUCUAAAUUAUAUGUUAUGCAACAAAAGUAAA
Messenger RNA from Odontomachus brunneus, 6467 nucleotides. RefSeq lists its product as uncharacterized. NCBI's taxonomy places the organism in Eukaryota, Metazoa, Arthropoda, Insecta, Hymenoptera, Formicidae. The transcript has 12 exons. The record is from RefSeq and is a predicted model, not a curated record. The coding region runs from base 975 to 4619 and encodes 1214 amino acids. Gene Ontology annotation, molecular function: GTPase activator activity; guanyl-nucleotide exchange factor activity. Gene Ontology annotation, biological process: signal transduction.